Pseudonaja textilis is the source of this 1849-nucleotide messenger RNA. RefSeq names its product RAD51 recombinase (gene RAD51). The record is from RefSeq and is a predicted model, not a curated record. Gene Ontology annotation, biological process: mitotic recombination-dependent replication fork processing; double-strand break repair via homologous recombination; reciprocal meiotic recombination. Gene Ontology annotation, molecular function: double-stranded DNA binding; ATP-dependent DNA damage sensor activity; ATP binding. Lineage: Eukaryota; Metazoa; Chordata; Lepidosauria; Squamata; Elapidae. Gene Ontology annotation, cellular component: condensed nuclear chromosome.
CCUCGGGGGUCCGAAGGAUCUCGGCUGCGUCAGGCCUUCGAGCGGCCUCGAUUCACCACCACUCGACCUUUGAAAGCUCGAUCGAGCUUCGUUCCGUUUCCACACGAAAGGCGGCGGCUGUUGGAGGCCACAGAGGCCGCCUCUGUCUCCCUUUGGGCCUCUCGCGCGCGGUGUUGGAAGAAGAGAAUUGGGGAGAGAAAGGAAUAUCGGAUAUUUUGUGCCAUGGCUAUGCAAAUGCAAUGCGACGAGAGCAUAGAUAUCUCCAGGGAGGAGGAAAGCUUUGGUCCUCAGCCCAUUUCCCGUUUAGAGCAAUGUGGAAUAAAUGCAAAUGAUGUGAAGAAAUUGGAAGAAGCUGGUUUUCACACAGUUGAAGCUGUUGCCUAUGCACCAAAGAAGGAAUUGCUCAAUAUUAAAGGCAUCAGUGAAGCUAAAGCAGAUAAAAUCCUGGCUGAAGCAGCAAAGUUAGUUCCAAUGGGAUUCACCACAGCUACAGAGUUUCACCAAAGACGCUCAGAGAUUAUUCAAAUUACCACUGGAUCCAAAGAACUUGAUAAGCUUCUUCAAGGUGGAAUAGAAACUGGGUCAAUAACAGAGAUGUUUGGAGAAUUCCGCACAGGAAAGACUCAGAUAUGUCACACUUUGGCUGUAACCUGUCAACUCCCUAUUGAUCGAGGUGGUGGUGAAGGGAAGGCCAUGUACAUAGACACAGAAGGCACUUUCCGUCCAGAGCGCUUGCUAGCAGUGGCUGAGAGAUAUGGUUUGUCUGGUAGUGAUGUUCUUGAUAAUGUGGCUUAUGCGCGAGGAUUUAAUACAGACCAUCAAACCCAGCUGCUAUAUCAAGCAUCUGCUAUGAUGACAGAAUCAAGAUAUGCUUUACUGAUAGUGGACAGCGCCACAGCUCUUUACCGGACAGACUACUCUGGCCGAGGGGAAUUAUCAGCCAGGCAGAUGCAUUUAGCCAGAUUCCUGCGCAUGUUGCUUCGACUUGCAGAUGAGUUUGGUGUAGCAGUUGUAAUCACAAACCAGGUGGUAGCACAAGUAGAUGGAGCUGCAAUGUUUGCUGCAGAUCCUAAGAAACCUAUUGGAGGGAAUAUUAUCGCACACGCUUCAACAACCAGGCUUUACUUGAGAAAAGGUCGUGGUGAAACUAGGAUAUGCAAGAUAUACGAUUCACCUUGCCUCCCUGAAGCAGAAGCCAUGUUUGCUAUUAAUGCUGAUGGAAUAGGAGAUGCUAAAGACUGAAGAACUUGUCUCUUUGAUUUAUGGCACAAGAUUGGGCCAAAGAGGGAUUUCUUUCCAUAGGAUCCUGUUCUUCAUGAAACUUCUGCUAUACUACCAGAAGAAACAAUCAUAAAUUGUUAUUGUGGAUAAGCAGUAGAAGAUUCCUGGACUUUCUAAAACAUACCUGAUAACCUACUAAGAUCUUUUUGUUGUGUAAUGCAAUAGAAUAGUGACAACUCUAAGAAAUAUUUACAGAAUUUAUGCAGUUUAUGGAUAUAUCAAGUGUGAAACAUUCAACACUUCCUGAUUUUUAUGAUUGAAGCCGAAAUAAAAUGGAAGAAAUUUGUUCAGUAAAGGAACUAUCUAAUAAAAUGAAAGCAACAUUUGUCGAAUGGCUAGCAAGAAAUUUUCUUAUAUUUAUAGUUUCUUUUUCAAGGACAACUAAAAGUUGUAUUUUUAUACAUAUAUAUAUAUAUACUUACACAGCUGUAAACUGAAAUGUUGCAAUCAGCCAAGAAAAGCUAGCUAUUCUGCUGUUAUAAGCAAAGGCUGUAAACAUUUUAAAGGUAUGUUCUUUGUCUUCCACUUGUAAAUAUUUUCAUAAUUAUAAUUGAUUUAAUUAAAGUUA